Molecule: messenger RNA, 315 nt
Organism: Nicotiana attenuata
Lineage: Eukaryota; Viridiplantae; Streptophyta; Magnoliopsida; Solanales; Solanaceae
Exons: 2
Coding region: 1-315 (104 amino acids)
Source: RefSeq, a predicted model, not a curated record
AUGUCUUCAUUGAAACCACUUACCUCAAUUUUGAACCAAAACAAGUUAGAAGGACCAAAUUAUGUUGACUGGAAAAGGAACCUUGAUAUUGUCCUAACUGCUGAAGGUUACAAAUUUGUAGUCUCUGAGGAGUGCCCAGAAAAACCUGAAAAUGCUACGGAUGAUCAGCAUCAGUCCAUGGGGUCUGCUUAUGAUAUGCUCGAAAGUCUCAAAGAGAUGUUCGGUGAGCAAAAUCGUGCAGCUAUGCAGACAGCCAUGAAAGCCCUUUUGAACACAAAAUGGCUGAAGGAUCAUCUGUCAGGGACCAUGUUCUGA